This is a messenger RNA of Drosophila bipectinata, 862 nucleotides long. It is a transcript of the gene Tsp42Ed, whose product is annotated as Tetraspanin 42Ed. The record is from RefSeq and is a predicted model, not a curated record. Gene Ontology annotation, cellular component: plasma membrane. NCBI's taxonomy places the organism in Eukaryota, Metazoa, Arthropoda, Insecta, Diptera, Drosophilidae.
UCAACCAAACAAGCUACAACGAAUAGUGUGUUCUACCGGCUAAAUACCAAUAAUAAUAUAAUCAUGGAUUGCGGUGGGGUUUUUGUGAAAUAUGUGUUGUUCAUAUUCAACAUAUUGUUUGUGAUAUGUGGCGUUUUACUCAUCACCUUUGGGUCUAUAAUGGUAGCAUCCAUUAAGGAUUUCUCGAAUGUCGGAGAAACCUUCACUGCCAACAGUGUGGCCAUCAUUAUCCUGGUCCUGGGCUGCCUCAUCUUUCUGGUCGCCUUCAUGGGAUGCUGCGGAGCCAUUCGUGAGAAUGCCUGCUGUCUGACAACGUACUCCUCUGUGAUGAUGGUGCUGUUAGUCGGUCAAUUGGCCCUAAUCAUUUAUGUAUGGAUUGACCAUGUACAGAUUCAGCAAUCUCUGGAAAAGAUUGUCCAGACAAUCUGGGACCAGCGAAAAUCUGAUUCCCUCCUAUUGGACACUCUGCAACGAUCGUUCAAGUGUUGCGGUCUGAAGAGCUACGUUGAUUAUGUGUCUGUAACUUUUCCUGCCUCCUGCUGCGACUCUCCCUCCAAUAGUACGUGCUCAAUCACACAGGUAACUGGAAGACCUGGAUGUCUUGGAGCUGUUGAUACCUUCUGGGACACGAACGUCAAUAUCAUCAAAUACGCGGGUCUGGGCGUGACCGCCAUUGAGCUUGUGGCUUUCAUUUUCGGGUGCUGUCUGGCCAAUCAGACCCGAAACUCACAGAGACGCCAGAACUACUAAGCGCUGAGGAGUGUAUUUAUUAAAUAUUAAUAUUAUCCCAUUAAAUCGAGUAAAAAUAUAACUAUGUUAUAAAUGUAAUAAAUGGGAUCACCAAUUAUGGGAUAAAGAAUCU